AUGGCUUCUCCUCUGGGCGCUGCAGAGUCGAACGGGAGGAACUCGGGGCUGCCCAGCCAGCCUUCUGGGGGCCGCGGAGGCGCGGCACAGCUCCCUCAGACCGGCGCGAUGAAGGCGCGCCAGGCAGAAGGCGCCCCCUGUGAAGCGGCUUCAGAGCCCGACGCGAAGAUGCCCGAGGCGAGCGCCGAGACUCCCUCCUGCGCGCCGCCGCUGCCAGCCACGCGCGCGGCCCGAAGAGCCGCUUCGCGCGCCUCCGCCUCUGCAUCUGCCUGUGCAUCUGCCUCUGCAUCUGUCGCUGCCGCGCUCGAGUGGCGAAAUGAUGAGGCCUCUCUGUCUAAGCGCCGAAGGCUGGCGGGCGCGACUGGCGGCGCCGAUGCGUCUGCGGCGUCUAGCUCCCCGCUCGCGGCGCCGGAGCCGCCGUCUCUGCUCAGCCUAGACACAAAUUUGCUUCUGAGUUUGCUGCAGAUGCUUUCCACGCGCGAGCAACUCGAGAGCGUCCUUCCGCUGUGUCGCGCGCUGUGCCUGUCGCUCGCCGCCCUGCCCUUCAUGCACUCGCUCGUGCUGCGGCAGUCGCCCAGCCUCUUUGCCUCGUUUUUCUCCGCCGACGGCCGACCCGGUCUGGCGCGGGCCUGCUGUGCUCGCUGCUGCGCCCUCUCGUGCUUUGCGCCCGAGCUGCUCGGAGAUCCUGAGGGUGCAUCGGCGCCCAGCCCCGCGUGCGGACGCGCUUCUGCGGACAUGCAAAGCGCGCGCGCGCCUCCGCAGGACUCGACCGACGGCAAGAAGGCGCCUGCGCCCGGCUCCGCGGCUUCUUCUCCCCACGCUGCGGCCGUUUCGGCGAGCGCCGCCCUGUCCUCCCCUGAGCCGAGUCAGGCCUUUGUGGGCGCGUCGUCGCCCGCCGCGCACAGGGCCCAGCCUCUCUGCGGAAGCCCCUUCUUCCCGUUUCUUCUGCGCCUGCGAAAGUGCGCGCGUUUGAAGACCGUGGAUCUCUGCAUUCCCGGCAGUUUGGCGCCUUCGCCACUGCUCGCCCUCCUGCUGCUGCGCUGCGCGCCCUCACUCCGGCGCCUCACGCUCCGCGGGCUCGACGAGGGCAGCGUCUCUUGGCGUAUGCGGCGAGGGCCGCUCGAACCGGCGAAUGGCGCGCACGCCGCAGCCCAGCAGCCGCGCGCAGACCCCGCAGUGGCGCGCUUCUUGCCCUGCGGCUGCCAGACGAAGGCAAAAGGGGGCGCGGCGUGCGACGCGCAAGGCAGGCGCAGCCGCCCUGCCCGCGCAAACGGCGAUCAGGAGCCUCAGUGCCACACGGGGGGGGUCUCGGCACUCCCCAGUCGUGCGGGUGCGACUGUGCCCGCGGCCGCAGAGGGACUCCGCACCGACUGGCUCGCCGGCGGACGGGCGGCUUCGGACUCGCCGUCUCCCUCGGCGGAGUCGUGCGCGCCCGCCGCCUCCUGUCUCAGCCCCUGCGCCUCGUCUGGUUCCUCUUUUUCUGCGGCCGCUGCGCCUUCGCAGUCGCAGGCCUCGCGGCCUCCGGGUCUCCCUGAGGUCCCCGACUCUGCUGCGGUCGUCGCCGCCGCCUCUGCAGCUCCCGGCCUCGGGGAAGCAAGAAGCCGCGGCGAGCGCGCCUGGUCGUGCGCCUCGUGCGAGUCUGUCCGCGCGUCGGCUGCGCUGCUGAGGUGGUGCGACGCAGAGGGUGCUUUUCCAUCUGGCGUGAAGGUGCGUGACCUCUGGCUGCCAGCGCGACCUCUCACGCGCUGCCUCGCCGACGCGACCCUGCUGGAGACCCUCGAGCUGGACGUCUGCCGGCGCCGCGGCAUGUAUUCCACCGUACCCCUCGCGCAGCUGCAUCUCCUGGGCAGCGCGCUCGGCACGCAGGCCCUUAGCCGUCUGCGCGUUCUCGAAAUCUGCAAUGCAACGCCCCGCAGCUUCAAGUGCGGCGCCAUUGCUCUCCCGAGUCUGCAGACCUUGCGGCUGCACUUCAUCGAGGUUGCGGGGGACGGCACACACGACUUGGGCGCUUUGCUUCAGGGCUGUCCGCAGCUGGAGCACCUCGCGGUGCACACAGACAGCGACGACGACCAGAUGAUUUUCCUCAACCGGCUUUUAAUCAAGUCUCUUCGGCAGCUCGCGAGCGACGACUCGGGCGCCAAGAACCCCUCGCGGCCUGUAGCGCACUCGGCGUCAGGUGUGGCUGCCUCCGAGCAGCCGCCGGCUCUGAGGGUGGUGCAGCCGCCAGAGGAGUCGCGCUCGCUGUCUCUGCCGGCAGUCGCCUCCGCCCUGCCAGCGGCUGCCGCUGCUGGAGCCUCACGGAGUGACUUCUUUGCAGUGGGGUUUGACGUUCGUUCGCAGAAACGCGGCGAGGACGCCUUGAAACCCCCGCCAGCCCUGGCGCGUCUCGAGACCUUCCAAAUGAUGCUGCUUGAUCUCCGCGUCGCCGAGCUCCUCGGCCGGGUGGCGCCCGCCCUGCGAGUCCUGCGCUUGACUGAAGUCGACAGCUUCCGGUCCCGCGAAGGGCGCGCAGUGCUUAUGGAUGCGGUGCGGCGCCUCAGGCAGAUGCGCAGGCUGGAGCUUGGGGGGCUGCUGCUGGAAGCAGAGGGAAAGCUGGAACUCGAUGCGCUGCUGGCUGAAGAGGCUCGCGCUCGAGGCUGGAGUCGAGACUCGCUGACGCUCUGCCACGGGGCCUCGGCUGCGCACGAGCUUUUCAUUCCGUCCGUUUGA
This is a messenger RNA of Besnoitia besnoiti, 2709 nucleotides long. RefSeq lists its product as uncharacterized. The transcript has 4 exons. The record is from RefSeq and is a predicted model, not a curated record. The coding region runs from base 1 to 2709 and encodes 902 amino acids. Lineage: Eukaryota; Apicomplexa; Conoidasida; Eucoccidiorida; Sarcocystidae.